AUGAAAUUCAUAAAAAAAGAGGGAGGGGUUUCGUGGGUUCGUCACAGAGACAUACAUUUAUUAACGGUCGGACGUUAUACAUACACGAGCGAUCAAAGAUUUCAAACAAUACAUUUACCACAAACAGAAGACUGGACGCUCCAGGUGAGAUACCCGCAAAGAAGAGACUCCGAAUGUACGAGUGCCAAAUUAAAUAAAUUAAACGGUUUAGACAAACGCGUCAGAAAACAUUAA
Pediculus humanus corporis (human body louse) is the source of this 234-nucleotide messenger RNA. RefSeq lists its product as uncharacterized. Gene Ontology annotation, biological process: synapse organization. The transcript has 3 exons. Bases 1 to 234 code for a protein of 77 amino acids. Gene Ontology annotation, cellular component: neuron projection membrane. NCBI's taxonomy places the organism in Eukaryota, Metazoa, Arthropoda, Insecta, Psocodea, Pediculidae. The record is from RefSeq and is a predicted model, not a curated record.